Acanthaster planci (crown-of-thorns starfish) is the source of this 3620-nucleotide messenger RNA. Its product is annotated as E3 ubiquitin-protein ligase TRIM71-like. NCBI's taxonomy places the organism in Eukaryota, Metazoa, Echinodermata, Asteroidea, Valvatida, Acanthasteridae. Gene Ontology annotation, molecular function: zinc ion binding. The record is from RefSeq and is a predicted model, not a curated record.
UGAACGUUCCAUAUUUUAUCCAUCGCCCUGAGAUAGGCUGCGUUCUGUCAAUGAGCUCUGCUCGGUCUGUGCAUGCAUCACGCCAAACGACUGUGGCAAGUACAUGUAGGUGAUGCUGUGUGGAUUGGAGAGGAACCUACUGGAGUGAAUUAAAUAGGGAAAUGCUGACGCCGUGUUCCAUGUGAGGAUCUCGAGCAGUCACUGAGCACGCGCGGUACCGCAUCGGAAUACAGUUAUUGAUGGUUAUUGGGCAAUGUGAAGGCACAUAAAAAUUGCACGGACACAUGGUGCUGUCUACGGUAGACGGGAGUGAAUGAUGCAGGGUCGUGUAUGCCAAAUGCGUGUGUGCGGUGUGUUACUCGCUCAUUGUAUGCGUCCCACCCUUACGGCUGUCGGUGAAAUUUCCUCAUUCAUAAUGAGCCUGUAAAGUGACUGAAGACACACAUGCACAUGUACAACAUUGUGUGUCCUAACUCUGGCUGCCUUUGGUACCACCCGCUUGAAUAAAAUAUUUGAUUCUUAAAUCUCGAAGAUGUCGACGGACAUCGAUGGAUGUUGACUCGGACCUGUCAUCAGGAGAUGGCAUGUAACGUUGGAUAAGGAGGCAUUCGUCUUACGUCAUGCAACGGAUUGCCCGAGGUGAAGACGGUAUUCUCGCUCUCCAGUGAACUCCGCUUACGCAGGAUUAUUGCACCGCGCUAGCUUCCGUUCUCGGUAUGGUGAUGGACGAACCAUUUGCAAUUUUCCUACAGGAAGCAGUGAUUUUAAGAGGUGUGAAGGUGUAAAGAGAUUAUCACCCGAAUGUCUACUAUUUAGCUUCCGUGAAGGAUUGUGGGUGAUAAAGGUGCAGUUUGGUCGGACGAGUUACAGAAGCACAGGCAAGUGUAGACAUUAUGGCCGCUUCUUCGCUACUUGAGAAGAUAGGAGAUUUUCUAGAAUGUCAGAUUUGUCUAGAAACCUUUAAGCAUCCAAAGGUCUUACAAUGUCUUCACACAUUUUGCCAAAAUUGCCUAGACCAGAUGGCACCGAACGGGACAAAUACAGUUGUGUGCCCCACCUGCCGUGGAGAGACCGUUCUACCUGGGGAAGGAGUUGUGGACCUUAAGAACAAUUUCGUCUUGGCUAACUUGCUUGAGUUAGUGACCUCGCUACAGAAACCUUUAGUUGGUGAGAUCACUACUGACGGGAAUUCCAACACUUCCUUUCUUUGCUCAAACUGCGACGAUGACAAUGCGGCACACGCCACUUCACGCUGCCUCAACUGCUGCGAAUUCCUUUGCGCCGAGUGCGUGGCGGCACAUCGCAGGCUAAAGGCCCUGCGCCACCACGUCAUGCGGGACAUCCGCGCCUGGCUAGCGGCCGGCCAGCAGGUGGGCACUAGUCGCGAUACGGGCACCGAGCCCAAUGGCCACCAAGCCGGCACCGUUUACACGUGCGCCGAACACACCGAUGCCGAGGUGACGACAUACUGCGAGGCCUGCGAUCUGCUGAUCUGCGACACGUGCAGCCGCACUGAGCACGUGCGGACCCCUCAUCGCCUGGUCACUCUCCACGAAGCAGCCGAGAGACAACGGGAGGAGAUCAAGACCAUCCUGGCCGAUUGCAAAAGGAAGCUUGGAGUCUUCUCCACGGCCAUCGAAUGCACUGUUCAGAUAGCCAGGGACCUCCAACGACGCACCGACCGCGCCCAGAAGGAUCUACAAAAUACUUCCCGUGAAUACAUGCGCCUGAUUCAAGAGGAGCAAACCCGCCUGAUCAACGAGCUCCACAAGAAGAAAGAAGACAAGGAGAGUGAGAUGGCUGCGCACAUCGACAGUCUCCAACGGGCUGUGGACAUGAUACGCAACAUGUGCUCCCUUGCAGACAACUCGUUGAUCAACGGGAGCCACGUGGAUAUUUUGCGUGCCAAAACUCAGUUGGUAAACCACAGACAGCAACUGGACCGAGUGAGUAUCCGAAACAUGCCGAUAGAUACAAGCUCCCUUCGAUUCGUUCCAAGUACAGAGCCCAAUGUAAUGCAAAAUAAACUCGGUCGCAUCGAGGAUUAAACAAACAAAUCACGAUCAAGGGCAGCUCCGGGGGGGAGGGAACGGGAGGCAACCUCCCACCCCACCCCGACCUUUUUUAAAUCAUGAAACAAAAAACGUGUAAAAGGCCCCAAAUGAAUCCUCAGUUCCUCGUUCCUUGGAAAGGCCAUACGGUUACAUGGAAACAGUUUUGUAAUUUUGGCCCCACCCAGAAAAGUUUCCCUACCCCAGAUGUUGUUCUGGAUCUGCCCUUGGUCAUUUAUACUUUUCCAUUUAUACCAGAACAACUUCAUGCCAGCUACUGGCGGAGUGGGUCCUAUGGGAUCGCAGAUGCCUAGGGCUAAGGUGACGGCUCUGUAGCGAGUAUAUCUCUUAGGUGGCACUUGUCCGCUUCUAAUGCACUAGUCUGUAACUGCAUCCACAUUUUGUUUCCUCUAACCCUUUUAAAGUGGGUUUGUUACUCGCACAGUAGUUUAUGCACAUCGCAGCUUUCCAAAACAUCAAGACAAAAAUGUAGAUGUGAACUUAUCCUGCAAAUAAAGACAGCACAAAAACAAAAGUUAUAAUUAAACACCUUUAGAAUGCAGCAAAGUACGGGGGAAAUCCCACAUAAGCAAAAACUAUCAGGCAUUCAAGGCACAAUGUAGAGUAGAAUUUUAUAUCCAGUGGUAUAUUCUUCAAAAACGGAGGGGUCAACAAGUCGCCCCCGUGGUUUGCAGUCGAAAGGUCAAAAGACAGGCGGUUGGACUUCGGUGGGAGGGGGAUUUUAUGAGUCAUUUUAUUCAUCGUACCGGAAGUAUUCCUGCCUUUGUCUUUUGUAUAUUCCUACUAGAUGCAUUCCAAAAUUUGUCGGCUCUGGAAGACUUUAUUAUUGGCAUCAACAGACAUUAUAUAAUACUUGACAGAACCGUGUAAGUCCGAUGAUGGUUCUGGUUUUUUACAUUCCAAACUCUUUUACACUCACUAAUAUUAUAGUAAAUGCACAUGCAAAUAAAAUAUUCAGAAUUCAAGCUUCAUAGAAACAUUAAAAUGUUGUUCUUUGUGUUUCAUUCCAAUGGAAAUCGCGUGGUUAAAAACUAAUUGAAAUAAAUGUGGCCUUUGUAUAUGAGCUUUGAUAUUCUCGCGUGAAAGAAAAUUAUUUAAGAUGACACUUGUCCUAGUUGUGUUUAAUGCGAUGAUUCAUCAUUGUACAUUGGUAGCAUGAUUUAUUCCGGUAACUGGCCACAUUUUAUUUAAUAAUUAUUGUCACUUUUUCUUUUGAAAUUAAUGUAGGUUUUUUACAAAAUUCCGAAAUAAAAUUUCACACGAAUGAAUAAGACUGGAUAAUUUUUAAUGUGAUAUUUGUUUUAAGAUGCCUAUUUUUUCAAUAUCAUGUGAAUAUUUGAAUGUGAUUUUUAUGUAUAAACCUUACUGUCAAAGAUUCUGAAAAUUUGAGCAUCUUCUUAUUUAAUUAAAAGAAACGGUGUAAUGGAAUUUUUACACGAAUACACGAAGCACGGCUUUAUUCACACAUAAUGGUAACAUUUCACCUCUUUUGAAGUAGUAAAUGGAAGAAGUUUCAACAUGUCGAUUUUGUGCUAAUGGAUACUUCUA